AUGUCGGAAUUCGAGGUCAAAACCACAACAACAUUUGAUGAAACUCAGCAAUUUUCCAUGGCUAUUGAUGGACAUGGUGCACCACGAGAAGAUGAUCAAUUGGAUACUGCUCAACAUAUCCCCAUGAUUCCGUCACGUCUGAGCCAUGGAGCUGCAAAAUCAUGUUCAUCGUCGAGUAUUGUCCCACGCUUGAGUGUUGGUUCACACAUGUCAUUUAACCAAUUGGGUCCAUCUCAUACUGGACAAUUACGAAGACGUCUACCUACUACCGUGUUUACCAGCAAGAAAAAGUCCUUUUACAAUGUCUACCCCAGUGUUCCAUUACGAGGAAAAAUGCCUCAUGUGCCUCGUUACUGGCUCAAUGCACGUUUUCGACACAAUACUUUUUUUGCUCGACGUUUACUGCACACUGGAUUACCCUUAGCGUGUGUACUAGCUACUGGAUUAUGGUUUUACUACUUUUUCAAACCUCGCUGGAUCGUAUUGAACACAACUUCUGGACCACAUCAUUACGGCUUUAUGCUUCAAUCACCUAGCUUGGUAUACACGUUCCAAGCUUCGAGCUGUGAAAACGUCGUGGGAUUUUCCGCGUUGAUUUACCAUACUCUGCCGGCAGUGAUUUUGUUGUUUUUGCCAGGUUCAGGCUGGCGUCUCUUUGAACCCUUUAAGCGAGAUGAACCUACAACUACAGCUACAACUACAGCUACUGGUGUUUCGGGAACACCAACGAACAAGACGGAUAUUGAAAGGGGAAAUGGCGGGGUGGCUCUAGAUGAAGAUGUAGAGAGUGAUAUUAGUCUCACGAAGAUUAAGCGCCGAUUGGUGUUUCAAUUUUGUGAGUUAGUUGCGGUCAUGUUGGUUCUUUUCCAAGCGAUAGUGGUGAUGUUUUUCCUUUACAUGUUUUUUAAGGGAGGUGUCUUCAAGUGCAAUAAGCUAGCAGUGCAGCUAUUUGGUCUUGUCAGUGUUGUGUGCUUUGUUUGGAUUUUUACCGAGCUACAGCACUUUGCGCGCUUCCGUGAGCACGUCAAAAUGCUUUUGGGAGCAUUCCAAGAGAGCGAUCAGACUGGUGAUGUUCGCAACCAUGUCAUGGAUCCAGGUGUUGAUCAACUUAUGACUCAGUCCGACAAGGCUUUAGCGGUUGUGCGAAAACGGCUUUACAAGGCAACUCGUUUGGGUGAUCUGCGUGAAAUGCGAGAUAUUUUGGACUACGCGGAAGCAUCAGGUUUGACUAGCGAGAAGCAAGGAUUCCCACGCAAGAGCUACGCUGCAGCUUCUCUUGUAUUCGGUUUUUUUGCGCAGUCUCGAAAGAAUCCGGUGCAUGUAGCAGCUUACCAUGGUAAUAUUCGCGCAUUGGAGCUGCUAGAGGCUCGGGGGUUUGAUGUUACGUCGAUGGAUAAGUUUAACCGGGUACGGUUCUCAACUGGAGACCUUUUCUGGUACUUUGCUCGUUUUUUCGUGGUGCGCCCUGGAAUCGAUGGAAGAGGCAGCGAUGAAGAAUCGGCCGCGUCAAUAUUUCGGACAACACUAGUAACUCCGUUGCAUUGUGCCGUGUCCACGGGUCAGCUAGAGACAGUAAGAUGGUUGCUUUCACGUGGAGUAUCAGCUUGUACUCUAGCACAAUCAUCGUACCGUUCGGAUCGGGUACCACCACUUUUUCUGGCAGAGCACCCUGAUAUUGUUCGUGAACUGCUUGUGCAUGGUGCUGACCCUUUAGUUGUUCCGGACCCAGGAUUUGUGAACACGUUGACAGCUUUGCAACUUGCGUACCUACGAGGCAAUUACGCCGUAGUACAAGAACUAGAAGAAUGGGGUGGCGAUGUGGCACUUACUCCAUUUCACUUGGCUGCUGGUCGAAAUGAUGUGGCAGCCGUGCGGAAAUACUUGCGGAAAAAGACGGAUGUCGAUUGUCUCGGUGAAAUGGGCUAUGUUGGUCUCAAUCGACGAACUCCUUUGCACUGGGCAGCUGUGAAUGGUGCGCUGGAGGCGGUAGACCUAUUACUAGAUGCUGGUGCUGAUCCAAAUUUUCAGGAUGCUCGUGGACGUUCACCGCUGCAUUGGGCGGCACGGCUCAACAAAACUGAUGUGGUGCGCUCACUUCUUGAAGGUGGGGCCGAUCCUAAAUUGGUAGACUUGGACUUCAUGACUCCGUUAAUGUGUGCUGCGGUUGGUCUUGAUGCAACACGCGAGCUCUUUGGCAUUCUUACGUCUGCAGGUGCCGAUAUUAAUUAUCAGUUACCUCCCACAGGUGACACAGCAUUGCAUGUUGCUGUGAGGGAGAAUAAUGAGCAGUCGGCGCUUGCGAUUCUGGCAAAUGGUGGCAACCUCAUGAAGAUGAAUAUGGAGGGUUUACGGCCGCUAGACUGCACAACGUCCACACGAUUGCUAUUUGAAAUAAAGCGAGCUGCUGGACAGCGAGAUGUGAUGAUUAGCUACACGCACUCGCACGCUGAGUUUGCCAAAAAAAUUCGCAAGAAUCUUGAAGACGCAAAUGUGACAACGUGGCUGGACUUGAUGGAUCCAAGUGGUAUCGGUGGUGGGUCUGUUUGGCGUGAGGAGAUUGCACGGGGUAUUACAAAUGCUGCUGUGGUGUUGUGUCUUCUCACUGAGGACUACGCACAAUCUGAGUGGUGCCUGAAAGAAUUGGCACUGGCGAAACAAGUCGGCACUCCCAUAUUGGCAGUAUCUACUGAGGGUGUGAGCAUUGGUGAGGAUUUGCAGGUGUAUUUGUAUACUCGCCAGCUUAUUCCGUUUGAACCUGCUAUCACCCAGACUAGGCGUAAUAGUACGAAUACGCGGCAGAUUGAGUAUGACUACGACGAGACUAAGUUCAAGUCGCAGUUUCGGUUAUUGCUUGAUGGAGUGCGCGAUGAGAUUGAAAAGAACCGUAAAGCUGUUCAACUGAAGAAUAUUGCGAGUAGUAGCCGUGACAAUGAACUGAAGAAGACUUCGGUUGGAACAAUGUUAGCGGCUUCCGGUGACGGUUUUUCUCAACUUUUUGCGAAAUGGAAUCCAGAGGCGAUGAGCGCACACAAUCAAUUUGUCUUUCUUUCGCAUGGAGACAAGCACGCAGGUUUUGUGCAGCGGCUAUACUCUGAACUCACAAAUGCUGGUGUCACGUGCUAUGGUGACCGUAAUGUGGAGGGUCAAGGCUUUGAGGACCGUAUUCAAGCUACGCGGGAGGCUAUUCUACGUUGCACUUGUUUUCUGGUCAUUUUGUCAAAGCAGACAAUCGGCAGUGAGUUGGUACGGGAUCAGUUGGCAUUUGCAGAGGACAAGGGCCGAUCAAUUUUUCCUAUUGCCUUGAAUGAUUUGGAGCCUGGUCUUGACAAGCGCUACUCGCUUGCUCGCAAUGAGGUGUUUCACUUUAUGGGCAACGGCAUGAGUUUCAAACAUAGUGCCGAUCAUCUGAUCCAAGGACUGCGUCGUCAUUACUCGAUUUACGACGAUAAAUUUGAUACAAUGUUGGAUAACGGUUCACGUUCCGCUAGUGUGAAUACUUCCUUUGUGUCAUUCACCUUUAGUGAAAUCGGUACGAAAGACAACAAUCACGACACUACGGGUGACCCCAUGAUCCAGGAAGGAGAUGUGCUGCAUGAAAGUGACGAUUUUCUUCGAGCUAGCAGUAGCGAUCAGAAGAAUAGCGAAUCUAGCACUGCCACGCGUAACUUUGAGUCGAUCUCAAGCAUUAGUGAAGUCCAGUUGGAUCUCUCUAGCACGCAUGUUCGCAUGUAG
Molecule: messenger RNA, 3732 nt
Organism: Peronospora belbahrii
Lineage: Eukaryota; Oomycota; Peronosporomycetes; Peronosporales; Peronosporaceae
Source: the annotation of a GenBank genome assembly